This is a messenger RNA of Dentiscutata heterogama, 349 nucleotides long. Lineage: Eukaryota; Fungi; Glomeromycota; Glomeromycetes; Diversisporales; Gigasporaceae. The record is from the annotation of a GenBank genome assembly.
UAUAACGAAAAAAGUUGGAAAGAUCCACCGGAUUUUGUAUUUGAGUCUUCUCCAAUAUUUGAAGACACAGGCGAAUUUGUUAUUGAUGAAAAUACUCAAGUGUAUCUGAACAAUCAGCUUUCUAAGUCAAAACGCAAAUUACCCAAUCUAAAUUCGACAAUAGAAGAAAAGAGUAAACAGAUUGUUGGAUUGAAAUCACUAAAAGAAGCUUAUGAAAAUAAUCCUAAACUAGGUGAUUCCGAAGCUGUAACUGAUAAUUUACACGAGGCAAUUCGAGAGGUCACCAUCUUGGAGACUUUACGAACAACCUGUCAAACAGAGGUUGAUUCCAUUAUACAAGUUAUAGGAG